UCCAACCUCGCACCAUUGCAGCGGAUGGAGCAAGGACAAUCGCAGAUCCCAUCCUAUGAAGAAAUCCAGCCUUAGUAUUUUUUACCCCAGAUGGACUCCGCAGCCUACUAGAUAUCAGCAGGCAUAUUUCGCCUGCUAGUCUCUCCCAAUCAUGGCAGCCGGUACAUCAACCCCGCUCGUUGGCUCUCUCGCCACUAUUCCCACUAUUCUCACCACUCGCUCUACUCGCUCUACUUCAUCUGCUUCCUCUACUGCGUCUACUCCUACUACUCCCACCACUCCCACACAUUCCCCUUGGAAUAGUGACCCCCUCAUUGACGCCUCAAACGUUACCAACCAAGAGGCCGAGACUGCCCCCUCUCUCUACCAACAAUGCAUCGCCCUCAGGCAACGGCUGUCACAGGUCCCUGGAUUUGACCCCUUCCUCGAACAACUCGACAGCGAUGACCCCCUUGACCCUAUCUACCCCUUGCGGAAUCUAUUUCGCACGGGGUAUCCCCUCCUGGCCAUUUACAACUCGCUACAUCCUGCAAAAGAGUUAACUGUGGAGAGUUCCAUCCUUACUGAGGCUGAAAAGUCCAAGAUAGCCGUCAUUAAAUUCAUCCGAGCCUGCGGAGAAGGGCUCAAUAUCUCGCCAUCGGAUACCUUUGGUGUUGCAGACUUGAUGGGUGAUGACCCAAACGACUUCGUCAAGGUGGUUCAUACCGUCAACUUUGUCCUUCACCUCGCCGCGAGCAAGCCACUGUGCUUAAAUACGGGCUCCCAGAUGGCUUAUCGAGAUCUGAUUACAAAGGAGUUAGUCGAGACAGAGCGCAAGUAUGUCGCGAACUUGGAAAAUCUGCACGACUUCAAGAAGUCUCUGGAAGAGAUGGACACUAUCCCGGGCGAGAUGAUUGAGCAAAUAUGUCCUAAAAUGGACGCAAUCCUGGAUUUCCAGCACCGCUUCCUGUCUCAACUCGAAACCAUCAAUUCAAUGCCCCCAUCUGAUCAACACUGGGGAACACCCUUUCAGAUGUAUGAGGAUGCUUUUGAUAUCUAUUCACCGAUUAUUUCCAACCACCAUAGGGCCACUCGGAUUAUGGACGAUGUCUUUGACAAGAUCAAACUAUCCAACCACCCUAUUGCAACUGACUUGCAUACUCUUGAGCAUUUCUCACUGAGCCCUUUGUCGCGGUUGGCGAAAUAUCCAGUCUUGCUUAAGGACUUGAUAAAAAGGACUGAAGAUGAGGAGAUGAAACAAGAAUUACUGGUCGGCUGCAAUACUGUAGAACUCGUUCUGCAGAAGGUCAAUGAGGCCACAGAUCAAAGGCUCUUGGGUGCGGCUCUCGAAGAUCUGAUGAAUCGAAUUAUUGACUGGAGGCAAUACAGGGUUGAGCGGUUUGGAAAGCUCAUACUGCAUGGCACCUACGGUAUUCUAAUCAGAGAUAAGAAGAAGGUGAGAGAGUACAAGGCUUACCUGUUCGAAAACAUCAUACUUUGCUGCAAAGAGAAGUAUUUAAAGGGACCCAAAGACCAAGACGACAAAGCACAGUCACCGGAACGCAGACAUGACAACAUCGGCCUUCAACUGAAAGGAAGGGUCUUCAUGACUGACAUCACUGACGUUGUCUUGACAUCAGAUCCCCGCCCUUGUAGUGCGCAAAUUUGGUGGCAGGGACCGUCUGACGCUGAGCAGUUCACCAUUGCGUUUAAUAAUGAGAUGGUUAUGAAGAAAUGGGCUGACGCGAUUGAGACCCAAAGAAAGAAAACCGAAAGCUGCGCCGCCGAUGCGCCGCCUCGAUAGUCAUUGUACGUUGCGAGCUGUCAAAUCUUAUACAUGACUCUUAGUAUGGUCGGUAGUAUCCAGAGCACACAAACUCGGCCGUUCCGUGAGGUUCAGAGUAGGGCCUGUACAUGAAUACUGCCCAGUUCACUGAUCUAACUUCUGUCUGCUCCCUCAAGGUGAGCAAGUUGCCGGCACAAGGUCAAAAAAACGCAGGUUUCUGCCCACUUCACGCUCA
Ilyonectria robusta is the source of this 2000-nucleotide messenger RNA. Its product is annotated as Dbl homology domain-containing protein. Gene Ontology annotation, molecular function: guanyl-nucleotide exchange factor activity. NCBI's taxonomy places the organism in Eukaryota, Fungi, Ascomycota, Sordariomycetes, Hypocreales, Nectriaceae. Gene Ontology annotation, biological process: establishment of cell polarity; septin ring organization. Gene Ontology annotation, cellular component: cytoplasm; mating projection tip; division septum. The coding region runs from base 152 to 1783 and encodes 543 amino acids. The transcript has 5 exons. The record is from RefSeq and is a predicted model, not a curated record.